Messenger RNA from Lingula anatina, 1258 nucleotides. Its product is annotated as caspase-7. Gene Ontology annotation, biological process: positive regulation of neuron apoptotic process; proteolysis; apoptotic process. NCBI's taxonomy places the organism in Eukaryota, Metazoa, Brachiopoda, Lingulata, Lingulida, Lingulidae. Gene Ontology annotation, molecular function: cysteine-type endopeptidase activity. Gene Ontology annotation, cellular component: cytoplasm. The record is from RefSeq and is a predicted model, not a curated record.
CUAAGGCGUUGUAAGGACUGGACGCAUUCGUAGGCCUAGGUUAUAUUACUGCCAACGUAAAAUACAGAUGGUUCAUACGCGCUCGAGUGUUCACACUUCCGCCAUUCUAGUAGGGACUGGUAGGCCUACAUGUAGUUCUAUUUAUGCAGAUGUACAUGCAUACGCCGGGUACACAUGUACCGGUAUUUACUUAAGGGUAUUUAGAUGAUAAGGGCCUAGACUGAAAGCUCCGGAGGACAGAGAUGAGACUGGUUGCCCGCGUUGAUCAGUAAACAUGGACCAAACAAACUGGGAAUAUGACUUCAGCAACAAAUCACGUGGUGUAGCAAUUAUCAUCAAUAAUGAGACUUUUGAAAAUGAUGCAGAAAAAAAUAGAGAUGGAUCCAGAAGAGAUGAAAAGUCGCUAUACCAGGCAUUUAAAACAUUGGGCUUCAAAGACAUUAGAGUCCUUCGAAAUUUGACUGCAUCUGCUAUGUAUCACACUUUGUUCAAAGCAUCCAGGGAGAAUCACUUAGACUCAGAUUGCUUUGCUUGUGCCAUAUUCAGUCAUGGGGGUGAGCUACAGGGUCCCCCUAUUGUGGAUGCCAGUGGUGAUAGCAUUGUUUCAAUGCAUGGAAUGGUGUAUGGAACAGACAAUAGGCCCAUCCAUAUCAAGCUGCUUUUGGAACUUUUUAGAGACAACAAGUGCCCCACCUUGAGGGGAAAACCAAAAAUAUUUCUCUUGCAGGCUUGCCGUGGUUAUAAACUAGAUGAUGGAGUUGAGAUUGAAGAGAUUUGUGACCAGGAUUAUGAUGUGUGUGAUGCACCAGCUGGUACCAUUGAUGUUCCUGAUGAUGCUGACAUGAGCAAUCCUGCAAUACAGAGAGACAUACCUAUCUUUAAUAAUUUCAUAACUGUAUAUGGAACUCCUCCAGGGUUUUUUGCUUUUAGAAAGAAGAAAGGCUCUUGGUUUAUUCAAAGUUUAUGCAGCGUGAUAGAGAAGUAUGGCUCCACAAUGGGAUUCCAGCACAUGCUUACACGUACUGCCCAUGUCAUGGCUACAGAAUAUGAAUCUUACAAUCCGAAUAAAGAACAUUUGAGCGGAAAGAAGUCAGUGUGCAGUGUUGUCUCAAAAUUACAUAAAGAAGUAUACUUUCGACCGAAGACAAUUUGGCAUUAAUUUAACAGUUUGCAGCAAGGCAAACUAGUGGUAAAUGUACCACUUGACCCUCUCUUGGAUUUGGUGGUUAUCAUUUAUAUACCAAAAAAAAAAAAAAAA